Molecule: messenger RNA, 1004 nt
Organism: Cucurbita pepo subsp. pepo (vegetable marrow)
Lineage: Eukaryota; Viridiplantae; Streptophyta; Magnoliopsida; Cucurbitales; Cucurbitaceae
Product: gamma-interferon-responsive lysosomal thiol protein
Molecular function (GO): oxidoreductase activity, acting on a sulfur group of donors, disulfide as acceptor
Source: RefSeq, a predicted model, not a curated record
UUGCUUCCACAUCCACAACAAGAAUUAAAUGUUUAUUUAACAAAAUUAGAUUCAUUCUUCCAUUGCUAUUGAAUCUCUGGAAGCCAUGGAUUCUCCGCCUAAACUCUGUUCCCUCGCUUACAUUUCUUAUCUGCUGCUACUCUUGCUUUGCUCGUUCUUGUUUCCUGUUUCAUCUACUUCAUACUCCAUAGCCACAACCUCCAAUUAUGGCACCGGAAAAGUUUCGCUCCAACUCUACUACGAGUCUCUCUGUCCUUACAGCGCCAAUUUCAUUGUGAACUAUCUGCCAAAGCUUUUCGAUGAUGAUCUCAUCUCCAUUGUUGAUCUCAGGCUCGUCCCUUAUGGUAACGCCAGGGUUGGUCGCAACGAUUCCAUCACUUGUCAGCAUGGCCCGAAUGAAUGCCUAUUGAACACUGUGGAAGCCUGUGCCAUUAACGCCUGGCCAGAGCUGGAUGGUCAUUUUCCUUUCAUUUACUGCAUCGAGUAUCUGGUGUCCAAACGGAAGUACACCCAGUGGGAGUCAUGUUUUGAGAAGUUGGGGUUGAAUCCCAAGCCAAUCAAUGAAUGCUACCAUACUGAGCUUGGGAAAAUGCUUGAACUGAAAUAUGCUGCUGAAACCGGCAAUCUUGAGCCUCCUCAUAAGUACGUGCCUUGGGUUGUUGUAGAUGGGAAACCACUUUAUGAGGACUAUGAAAACUUCAUAAACUACAUCUGUGAGGCGUAUAAAGGACCUGUUCUGCCAAGUGCCUGUCAUGCUUCGUCCAUUAGUGCCAUUUGAAGAUGAAAAGCCAAGUCCAGCCUCCCAAAUAGUGCAAGAAGACAGAGAUGAUGAUAACGUUGAUAUAAUAAACAAGAAUACAAUCGAGGUGAUAGUGUUAUUUAUUCUACUGCUUGAAUGAUGUCACAUUGUAUGUACCCCCACACUCUGAAAUCGUUCGGUUUAAUUUAUGGAUAAUGCACUUUUAGUAGUGAGAUAUGAAUCGUUAUCUAUUUGGUCCAUGAAA